AUGGCCAAUGUAGACGACGUUCAUACAAAACCGAUCCCGGCCUUUUAUUGCUGUUAUCUUCUCCGAUCAACCGUUCGGCAAACUUCUCUAUACAUCGGCUCUACUCCUCACCCAUCUAGACGGCUUGCGCAGCACAAUGGUGUCUCAAGAGGCGGAGCACGUAAAACUGCAAAUGACAAGAGACCUUGGGAAAUGGUGCUCAUUGUAGAAGGCUUCAUGAGUCGGACUGCUGCCUUACAGUUUGAUACCAUAUAUACGACGUGGGCAUGGCAGAAACCAGGCAAAUCUCGCCAUCUUGGUGAUGACGAUAAUACGGAAUCUGCUCGAGAGAAGGGUAAAACCCGGCCUCGUGGCCCCGCGAGGUCCUUGAAAGGGCACUUGGAGAAUUUGCACGCUUUGCUACGGUCGACAUACUUCUCUGGUCUGCCCCUCAGAGUACGAUUCUUUGCUGACGACGUUCAUCAACUGUGGAGGGUCUGGAGUGAUCGCAUCGAUGGUUUCAUUCCAGAGCACAUCAAAGUUAUCCCAGAUGGUAGCUGUUUCGAGAAUAGGCAGCCUGGUAUCGAGUACCUGAGAGUAGGUAGCGUCGAACACAUUCAGGUUGACUAUAGUAAAAUACAUAGUUACCUGGAGAAGACAACAUUUCAACUGGACGACCCAGAAGACUUGCAGUGCAAAGUUUGCCAGGCACCAGUUGUCCCAAAGGAAGAGCUGGUACUCGUCUGCCCUCAGACGCGCUGUUACUGCGUAAGUCAUUUAUUAUGUCUAUCGGCUAGGUUCUUAGAUUCUACCAAAGACCGGGGAAGACUCAUUCCCAUAUCGGGCAAAUGCCCUGGAUGCCACAAAACUAUUCAAUGGUCCCUGAUGAUGCAGGAAUUGAGUUUCCGGACCCGAGGAGCAAAGGAAUUGCAGGCUAUUUUGAGGAAGAAGAAACGAGGGGACUGCAGGGUAAAAGACGUUCCGGAAAAGGACACUGAUGAUGUGGGGACAGUUACUGCAGAAUGCUGUGACUUUCCUGAGUCAGUUGGUGGAUCAAUAGAAGGGCCAGGCGAUGCCUCCGAUGAAAGUACCCACGACGACGUCCGUCUAGAUGAUGACUGGUAUGAGUCGCUGGGCAUCGAAUCAGACCAUGAGAUCGCUGAUUGGUCGGAAAGCCAUCCUGCAAUGCCCACACGAGUCGAAAUAGUCAUUGAGGAUAGCGAUUGUGAUAAUACAGGAUAG
Molecule: messenger RNA, 1221 nt
Organism: Aspergillus oryzae RIB40
Lineage: Eukaryota; Fungi; Ascomycota; Eurotiomycetes; Eurotiales; Aspergillaceae
Product: structure-specific endonuclease subunit SLX1
Exons: 3
Coding region: 1-1221 (406 amino acids)
Biological process (GO): double-strand break repair via homologous recombination
Cellular component (GO): Slx1-Slx4 complex
Molecular function (GO): crossover junction DNA endonuclease activity; 5'-flap endonuclease activity
Source: RefSeq, a predicted model, not a curated record